Molecule: messenger RNA, 7221 nt
Organism: Danio aesculapii
Lineage: Eukaryota; Metazoa; Chordata; Actinopteri; Cypriniformes; Danionidae
Gene: ankle2
Product: ankyrin repeat and LEM domain containing 2
Exons: 13
Coding region: 260-3145 (961 amino acids)
Biological process (GO): negative regulation of phosphorylation
Cellular component (GO): endoplasmic reticulum
Molecular function (GO): protein phosphatase 2A binding
Source: RefSeq, a predicted model, not a curated record
CGUUAACUUGAAACAACUAGCGUGGUUUGCCUUAGCCUCAUAUUUCCAGUUGUGCUUUCCGCUAGCUGUGUAUGCAUAGAAACACGAUUGUCGAGCACGAGAUAUUUAGCUCAUGUUGUGCCAGAACACAUGUCAGCUCGCAUGGCUGUUUGGAAACUAAGCAUGUAACGUUAAGGAGCUCUUUGGUGUGCAGCUCAUCUCCACCUGCAGCCUCCAAAAAAUUGCAGAAAGAAGCUGAGAUAGCCGUUGCAGCAGAAGCAUGGACGCUGUCCUGAGCAGGUUGAAAGGCCUCACUGCUGACGAACUAAGGGAGGAGAUCAUUAAAGCCAAUAUGAAAUGUGGCCCUAUCACUGCCACGACAAGAGCCAUAUUUGAGCGCAAACUUGCCAGGGCUCUGGUGGAGAGUGCUGGACUUACUGAGCCUGACGCCAGUGGUGAUAACAGUGUCACGUUGGACAGGAGUGUGGUGCCACCCAGUGCCGCUUCAGCAACCCCAGAUGCAGUCACAGGCGAGGAUGGGGAUUUCGGGUACGGGAUGGGCCUUAAUCCGCCAGAGGAAGAGGCUCUGAGUGGAACAGUGUUCUCCUGUAAUGUGGAGAACACACAUACUCCCUCCAAAACUGCACAGGUGUCACCCACCUUUUACGGAGUGUGUCCAUUAUGGGAGGAUGUGCUGGCUAGGAACGAGAGAGCCCAUGUGUACACGGAUAAGAAAGAGGCUUUGCAUGCUGUUAAAAUGAUGAAGGGGGCUCGGUUUAAAGCUUUCUCCAAUCGUGAGGAUGCUGAGAAGUUUGCCAAAGGCAUUUGUGACUACUACCCUUCACCUAGUAAAAGCACUCCCUGUGUUUCUCCUGUCAAACCCGGCCUGGUGUUUAGCAAAGACCACCCAUCUAUGAUAGAGGCAGACACAAUCAACAGGGAGAAAGCAAACAGUUUUAAGAGCCCUCGGACACAGGAUUUGACAGCUAAGCUGAGGAAGGCUGUGGAAAAGGCAGACGAGUUGGGAUUUACUGAGUUGGUGUGGAGCAACCCUCGCUACCUCAUCGGGUCAGGAGACAACCCUACUGUAGUCCAGGAGGGCUGCAGGUAUAACGUAAUGCAUGUGGCUGCUAAAGAGAACCAGCCAGGCAUUGUUCAGAUCCUGUUGGACACUCUCGAGAACCCAGAAUUCAUGCGGCUUAUGUACCCAGAUGACCAGGAGAGCAUGCUGCAGAAACGCAUCCGCUAUAUCGUAGACCUGUACCUCAAUACACCAGACAAAGCUGGGUUUGAGACGCCUCUUCACUUCGCAUGCAAGUUUGGCUGCCCAGAGGUGGUAAACAUACUUUGUUCUCAUCCAGACAUUGACAAGAACUGCAAGAACAAGUAUAACCAGAAACCCUGUGAGGUUAUUUGUGAAAGAAUGAAAGAAAAGGGUAAAAUUCAAGAAGUCAAACAGAAAAUAAAUGAUUAUUUAGAAGAGCGGUUGUACAUCCCAUUGCUGCGAGCCACUGAUAACUCCUCCCAGGCUGUGAUUGGUGCUCCUUGGUCUCCUGAACCAAUGGAAUCCCUGUCGCCACGGUUACCCAGAAGUCCAAAGGAUCCAGUUAUGGCAGUCAGGGCCUUUGCUGGACCUUUAAGUCCAUCUAAAGCGGAUGAGUUCAGACGAGCGUGGAAAACACCUCCUAGAGAGCGGGCAGACCAUUUCCACAACAUCCUGAAGUCUGACCCGGACCGUGGAGCAGAAAGAGUUGGCAGAGAUCUAGCCCAUGAACUCGGUCACCCCUGGGCAGAGUACUGGGAUUUCCUGGAAAGUUUUGUGGACCUGCAGUCAACCGAAGGGCUGAAAAUGCUUGAAGAAUACCUCAGUAAAAAGGACUUCAGGGAGCGAGCUCACGAAGAGGCUGGAGAGAAUGAAACCAGCAACAGGUUUAAAACACCUUCUCCAGGCAAACUGAAGAAGUUCUGUAACUCCAUCUCUGUGGGGGCUUUUCUGGACGAGGGUGAUGACAUCAGCUUGGAGGAGAUCAAGAACCGGCAGAACGCUGCUCUCACCAGUAUUUCUUCUGUGUGCUCCAAAGACGGCCUGCAGGGGGCAGUAGGAGGACUGGAGUUUCACAUCCUCCCAGUGUCCCACAGCGCUGACCUCAUCGAAGCGGCGGCAGAGCAGGACCUGCUGCUCUCAGAGAAAUCCAUUAUCUCCAGCAGUAAAAAUGGCCUUUGUGAACAGGGCUCUGGUGAUAGGACUCCAAAUGGGGACAAAGUGUCUCCUCGUAUCUGCGGUUCCUCCAAUUCCUGCAUGCUGUCACCAAUUUCAAACCUAAUGGCAGAGUUUGAGAGGAUGUCUCUGCUGGAUGAACCUGAUAGGACAAACAGGGAAAGAAGGAGGAGCGGAGGGAAACGUCAGACCACAGAGCUCACCUCUGGACUGGGGCGCCUUUCGCUGUCCUCUGAAGACGACUCUGUGUUUGAGAAAGACAGGACGUCUGCUCUGCUGGCAGCAGAGAAGGAUGGAGCAGAGAGAAGAAAUGAGGUGGAAGCGAGGUCCAGCGCAAGUUCAGAUGAGUACUUUCUGGCCAGUGAGAGGUUAGAACCAAUAAGCCAACAGACGAUAGACACUUCAGGGUGCGAGCGCAUGAUCUGCGCCAGGUCAAAGUCCUGGGAUCAUGGGGGAAGAGACCUCAGCUCCUCGGGGUCUUCCAGCUCCUACAGAUCACUCGACAGCUCUCAGGACUUCAUACUGCGGACUCCUCCCAGAGUGACCAAAGGACUCUUCAUUGAAGGGGAUUCACCCACCAAGUUGGACAGAGAGGUUUUGUCAGCUUUAGGAGUCUCGGACUUCGACCCUCUAAAGUUUCCCAGCAUUCACAAAUGGAAGAGCACAGUUCAGACAUACUCACAGUCAGAAAUGCAAAGCUGGCUGACUCCUGCAGUGCACAAAAGCCAUCUGAGGGCUCUCUCGGCCACUCCUGGCUCUCCAGUGAGCGGUUUGAUGUCCCCCGUGAGCCGCUUCAGCCCAGCUCGACACAUGGGCUCGCCAGACAUCUGCAGUCCCGGACGCUACAGUCCAGCACACUCCACCUACAGCCCCGCUCACCCCAACUACAGCCCUGUCAGCUACAUCCAGCGCAUCCGCCUCAAACAUUUCGGAGAUACUCCCAUUUAACAUACGCUCUCCAUCCCGUCCAGCCCCACUGCAAAUUUCCAACUGAACCCGAAAUAACAAAUAUAACUAAAUCCAGUGUGGGCUGUUUCAGAGGAUGGAUCUUUUUUUUUUCCGAGGAGAACGAUGUCGUAACGGAAGCCAUUAAAAAUCUGCUCAAAAUGGGCUCCUAGUGCCGCGCGAAACCGCCGACAGGAUCUCGCAACAGGCCGUCCUUCAGUUUGUAAGCUCUUAGGUUCGUAGAACACGGCUCAAAUAAUACAAAUAUGCACAUCUCCCGGGGUUCCCCAAUCAUAAGAUCUAUAUAUAAAUAUAUAUAUAUUCGGUACUUUUGUGUAUGACACCUGGUGUGAUGAUCUGUGAUGGAUGUAUAGACCUUUUCUAUCUUAUUUUGUUUUUGUUUUGUUCUUUAUCUACGUGUGAGUGCAAACGUGUGCUUGAGAUUUAUCUGUGGAUUUUCAAAACUGUAUCUUUAAUGGAAAUUAACAAUUUCCUUCUUAAAAGUAUUGUUCAUCCAAAAAAAGAAGAAAUUUGCUGAUUAUUUAUUCACCAGCAGGUCAUCCAUGGUGUCUUUGUGUUUUCUUCUGUAGAAUAUUAAAUAAGAUUUCUUUAACUGAAACCUUAGUCCAUAGGUCUCAAACUGGAUUCCUGGAGGGCCGCAGCUCUGCAUAGUUUUGCUCCAGCCCUGAUCAAACACAGCUGAUCCAACUAUUGAUAUAGCUGUUUAAGACUACUAGACUAUUCAGCAGGUGGGAGUUGGAGGUGGUUGGAGCUAAACUAUGCAGAGCUGCGGUCCUCCAGGAAUUGAGUUUGAGACCACUGCCUUAGUCUAUAGCAUGGGUGUCCAAACUCACUCAUAGAUGGCCAGUGUCCUACAUAUUUUAGUUCCAACCCCAAUUAAACAUGAAUGAACCAGCUAAUCAAGCUCUUUUUAGGAAUACUAGAACCUUCCGGGCAGGUGUGUUGAAGUGAAUUAAAGCUAAACUGUGCAGGAAACCAGCCCUCUAGGACCGAGUUUGGACACCCCUGAUCUAUAGGGAUUAAGUUGGGAGCUAACGAGAGUCAUAACAACAUAUACAGACAGAACACAAUGAAUACUUGUGACUUUUGAUGAUACUUUGGAGUUUUUUGAAGUGAAACCUAAACAUUAUUAACAAUGUUAUCAUCUUUAGUCCACAGCCUUGACAUUAUAGCCCAUAGAAUGAGCUUCCUGUUGCAUAAUGACAUUGUUUGCAUGUUAACAAUGGAGAAGAACAUGUGUUUUUCAUCAAAAUGCCAUUUAUGCUCAUCCAUGAUUCUGCAACUUAUAUAAAAACAGUAAUAUUACAUUUGAGUAUGCAUUCUUGAUCAGGAAGAUCGACUUUUAGCGGAUUCUCAACAUUUGUCAAAUGUCAUUACACAACAGGAAGCUUGUGAAGGUAGUAACGCUGUCAGUAUUUAGCCCAAUCGUUUUGCUUCUUAAGACUUCAAUGUAUUGCCAAAAGCCACAGACAUUAAUUUUGCAUUGUCUAUAUGUUUUUUGUCUCUCUAACUGCUAGUAGCUCUAAACUUGCCUUUUAUGAUUCACAAAAUAACAAAGGUUUCUCUUAAUCUUCUUUAAUGAUCUUUUGAAGAAAAAGUCACAUCUUGGGUGGCCUGUGGGCAAGUAAAUUAAAGGGUUCAUUCACUCAAAAUUGAAAAUUCUGCUAUUAAUUACUCUCCCUCAAAUUGUAAUUUAAGAUAUUUUGGAUGAAGUCCGAGAGCUCCCUCUCCCUCCAUAGACCACAAUGGUCAGACUUUUCCAGAAAGGUAUCAAAAAACUUUGUCAAAAUUGCCUUCAGUGAUUCAAUUGGAAUGCUAUGACGCUUCGAGAAUACUUUUGUGUGCAUAUAAAAUAAAGAGAACUACUUUAUUCAACAUUUUCUUCUACUUUGUGUCAGUAUAGGGCGUAUUCACAAGAACACUCUACACUAAUGCAGUGUUUCCAAACCCUGUUCCUAGAGGCACACCAACAGUACACAACAUGGAUGUCGUCUUUAUCUGACCCAUUAACGUCUCUUAUUUUCUGAUUAGUUGAUUCAGGGGUGUUUGAUUAGGGAGAGGAUGAAAAUGUGUACUGUUGGUGUGCCUUUAAGAACAGGGUUGGGAAACACUGCACAAAUGUAUACGUGCGACUUCUGAAACAAAAGCACAGGUUCAUUCAAUGUAUAUGUCAGCUUGAAUUGAAUUUUUGGUCACACUUUAUUUUGAUGGUCCGUUUGUUGAAUUUAAGUUACAUUGCAUCUACAUGCCAACUAAUUUAAAUAAUUUCCUUUUGUCACUUAAAUGUCUGUUUAGCAGCAGUAUUAAGCAGACAGUCUACUAAUACUCAAGUGGACCAUCAAUAUAAAGUCUUACUGAAUUGGAUGUGCACCCUAUACUGACACUGGGAAGAAAUUGUAAUGAAUAGUCAAUAUUUUUGUUUUAUAUGCGCACAAAAGUAUUAUCAUAGCUUAAUACUCAUCUGAUCGAACUACUAAAGGCACUGAAUGGUCUGUUUUUAUUUUUGUGGACAAGGGAACAUUGCUGUCUAUGGAGGACGAGAGAGCUCUCUGAUUUCAUCCAAAAUAUCCUAAUCCUGUUUUAAAGAUGAACGAAAGUCUUAGGGCAUUUUAACGACAACAAGGUGAGUAAUUAAUAACAGAGUUUUUAUUUUUGUGGUGAACUAACCCAUAAAUAGCAGCUUUUUAGUAUUGGGUUAAACACAGUCAUUCAAAAUGGGGUAGAAAAUAAACGAUGUCACUAAACACUGAAACCCAGAGCUAAAUUGAUAAUACAUAUAGCUCUUUUUGCUAGUUAACUAUCAGUAGCACAAAUAUGCUCAUUUUAAUGUGUUUUUAAGGGAAAAGAAACAAGUCAACCUGACUGCCAGAAGCUAUUUUUAUUCUUUAAUUGGAAAAAAGAAAACUGCCUUAAAUUUCUUAAAGGAAAGACCAACAUCUGAAUACUAAAAGCAGGUGUUUAUUAAUGCAUUGUUAACUACAGCCUUAGGGGUUUGGAGGGGGAUUUAAAAAAAAAAAAAAAGGAAGAGUUCUAUAAUGACGUGUGAAAAUAUUCCCCUUUUUUAAUUCAAUAAAUGUGAUUUAUCAUUUCUAAAUAUGUAUUUGUUUGCACUUAAUUACUUUCGGAGUUUGACGCAGGUCAUCGUGCACAACAGAUGAGACUGUUUGAAAGAGGUGAAUCUGAAAUUUGAGCAAGCUCGGAAAGUUGGCGAUUGAUUUGAUUGAUUGAUAAUGAGUGUGGAUGGCAAAUUGGUUCUGUGAAUGUCAUAAAAGCUGUAAGACUUGAUGAUUGUGGAUUCAGAGUCUUGUAAGUGCACUUUAAACGUGUCGGAAAUUGAUGUCCAUCAUCAUCAUCAUCAUCAUCAUCAUGGUUGAUAUUUCAGACUCAAGGUUAUAGAUCAUGUUAGUGCAAUUCUUUCAAUGGCUUCUGAAAUGGAUCCAUUUUCCUGAACUCCAAACAAUAUGUGCUGAAACUGAAAAAGCUCCAGGUAGUUCAGCUUUUAUUUCCUUUUAACGUGACAAAUAUCUCAAGGAAACGAGUCUGUGGUACUUUUCAGAUCAUGUGAACUCUUUCUUUGGUGCCCAUUAUUCUCGGUGUAGUGCUGGCCUGUUGAUCUUUGCUUUGUAAAGCUUUAGUGCCUUUGAUUAUGAUCUGUUUGGAAGGGCCUGUAUGACACGCACUGACCACAUACACGCUGAAUAGACCCCUUUUUUGUGUGUUUCUUAGUGUAAAACGAAUGGUACAGUAGCAUCGGCAUAUGCAGUGUCUGAAUACCUCUCAAAUACGAUUGUAAGAGAAGAAAAAAGGUUUACAGUUUAGUUAUUGCUAGUGUUGUAUCAAUGCCAGCCUUACAUUUUUGUUUUGUUAACUGAUGCUUUGUAGUGCCAACACUGGUCAAUUGAAAAUGAGUUGCAGUUUAUUGUCGAGAAUUGAAUUAUUUUUGUUGUCCUGGCCUUUACGUUGCAUGCAUUUCUAGUCCUAUUUUAUUACAGUAUACGUUAAAGGAAAGUAUUUGAUGUUCUAUUGAUGAACGAUAAAUAAAGUGCACAGUCUUGUAA